This is a messenger RNA of Adineta ricciae, 4590 nucleotides long. The record is from the annotation of a GenBank genome assembly. Lineage: Eukaryota; Metazoa; Rotifera; Eurotatoria; Adinetida; Adinetidae.
AUGAGAGCAUCAUCAGCAUCAGCUGCUGUUCGAAUUCUUCCGACAAAUAAAGUCUAUCGACAAUUAUUUGAUGCACAAGUACAACUAAGUGAAGCUUACAAUCGAGUACAUGAUAAUCAACUCUCCGAACCUGUUAAUAUUGUGACACAUCCUGAUGCAACACCAUUAGUAAAAAAUAUCAGACCUCAUGAAUCUCAAAAACGACAAUGGCUUUCUGGGUUGCCUUAUACAAAUGAUCCUUCAAUUAAUCCAGUAACUAUUUUUUUUCAUGAUGAGCAAAAGCGUCGUCAAACCGAAGAAGAGCAAGAACUUGAAGAAAUAAAACAAGAAGUUUUCAAUUUACCUGAUAAUGUUAAUAAUUAUGGUUCGACUGAUAGUGACGGUAAUGCAAGAACAAAUGUGACAGAGAGAUUAGCCAUUAAUCGACAGAAGAAAUUCAAUCAAGUAUGGAGCGAAUUUAUCGAGAAGAUCGCUGAACUCAAUCAAAAUUUAGUCAAAGACUUAGAAGAGAUCACUCGAGAAUGUAACUCAUAUUACGAACAAGGUGAUAAAGAACUUGAAAAACAACUACAGACAAUGAUUUACCAAAAAGAAAUAUCUGCAUUAACGCACAUAUCGUUUGAUCAGGUAUUUGAGUUCCUUGAUCAAUAUCUUCCAGUACGUCAUGCCAAAAUUCAAGAUUAUUGCCAAUCCAUCGAGGAACUUGAAAUGGAACGAACACAAAAGAUUCGUGAAUUGUUUAAAACUUAUUCCGAGCGUCUAUACCAUACCCAUCAUCUGUCCGAUAUAGAAACAGCCGCUCAGUUAGAGCAACAAGCUAAUAAACUAAAUUCGCAAAUGAUUGAAAAUCGAAAACUGUAUGCUGAAUUAGAAGCGAGAUUGCUGUCUGGUGAAACAGAUCGAGUUCAUCAUUAUCGCGAUCAACUUGUUGAUCAACACAACAAAUGGAAAGAAGACAUGUGGAUUAUUAACAAGCAAACCUGGAUUGCACGAUUAUCACAAUGUAAAGUCAAACUAGAUGCAGCAAUUCUAACGUCAUGCGAACCGAUUGGACGAAAGCUUGCUGAACAAACACGGCGAUUUGUUGAACAUGUUAACUCACUAAAUUCGUUCGUUCCACCGAAAUCAACGAAAGACAAUAUUCAACUAUGGUAUAAGCAAGGUUAUGAAAUAAUGGAUGCGAUCGUAGACGAAAGAAAAACGCUUAUCAAUCAAGUCAAACGAACAGUUCUAAAUGAAGUUGACUUUCUCGAAAAACAAUGGAAAAUAAUUGAAGAAAAAGUUCGUCAAAAUCAAAUCUAUGACAAUGAACAACUGCAAAUGGUUUUCGAACGAGAUAUUGAACCAAUCCUGGACGAACGCAAACAGUUCUUACAGGAAUCGAUCAUUGAUCAGGCGGAAAUAGAAUACGAACGAUUAACGAAUCGAAUGUACAAUAUUCUUGAUCGUCUCUUAGCUUUCAUUCAACCGCUUGCUGAACAAUGGGAUAAUCAUCAGAUUCGACUGGAAGAUGUUACAGCACAAUUAGUUGAUCUAAUGCGUGAAUGUCGUCGACCGCAUGAUCUUCAAAAUGAAAAAAAGCUAACUAAACUUGAUUCUACUCUGGAUGAAAUGCGUAGUGCAUCGAAUGAAGCGGUUCUUAAUCGAUUAUUAAAAACCGCAUACGAUCAGCUCGAUUCGAUCAAAACAAGUUUUACGCAAUUCUAUCAAACGGAACAUGUAAUUGUGGAUAAAUAUUCUGAGAUGAUCGCUGGAGAGGUGAAACAGUACAAAAAUGAAAUGUUAGACUAUUUUCAUGCACGCGAGAUUCAAACGAAUGAUGAUGAAAGUUUGACAUUACCGAAUGCGAAUCCUCGAUUAUACACAACGUCGAUUGCGCGAACAACAUAUGAAAUCGAUGAUUUGAGUAACGACAAUAGCGAAAAUCUAUCGGAGAAUCAAUCUGGAGAACAGAUAUUUCUUACUGAAGAUCAAACGACAACAGAUGCGGUUCCGUUUAUUAGAUCAUUUCGAAUCCCAUCGAAUCUUGUUCAGUCGAUUAUGUUCAAUUUAUGUCGAGCUUUUCUCGAUUAUUACGAUCAAUGGCAAGAAGAAACGACCCGACGAGCCGAUGCGGUUAUGUAUUCAAAACAUGACGAACUCGAUAAAGAACUGGAUUUUCAAAUGCAUUUGCAUGAACCGAGACGAAUGCGCAUUGAAAACGAUGUUCACAAUAUCCGAGCAGCUGAACUCACCUCACAUGACGAACGUAUUGAACGUCACAUUCGCGGUGUUGAUGAAACCUUAGAACGAACAGAUACAAACUAUCGUCUAAUGUUAAACGAUUUCUCCAAAUCGAUCAACACUUAUAAAGAUGACAUCAAUAGUUUAGAACAGUUGUUCAUUAGUGCAACCACUACAACACGCCUGGUGUCAUUGCAAGAGCGUUUAGCAAAAAAACGUGAUGGGUUUAUGGAUAACGUUCGAACAACAUUGCGAAGUUUCCGUAAACAAUUUGACGAAGCAAUGGAGAUAUUACGACAAGCGAAUGCGAAUUUUCGUCAAUCAUUUAUAAUAUUUUCCGAGGGUGGUAAUUACAGUCGGGAGGAAAUCGAAAUCUACCGUCGAAAACUUGAGAAGACCUCCGGACAGAUUGAUAAAGGCGAAACAGCGAUCUUGAAAGAAAUGGAAAAAUUAGAAAAGAAACAAUUAGAAGAAGCAACAAAGAUCAUUACACAAUUUCAAGAACGUUUCAAAAAUCAUAUGGUCGAUCUUCAAUUUAUUGAACUUGCGAAUCGAUGGAUCAGUGAGACUCAAGUGAAAAUCAAAGCUGAAGUAGGUACAAAUAACCAAGGAGCGAAAACAUUCAAAGAUUUAAUUAUAUCUUAUCGAAAUCAAAUUGAUUCAAUGUUGAAUCCGAAUGUCGAUAAACAAACAACGACAUUGAAUAAAAUACGAGAGAUUUUUCAAGAGAUCAUUUUGAAUAGUUACGAAAGAGCAUUUUAUUUGAAAUGUUUAAAUAACGAAUUGCUCAUCCCAGCGUCCGUGGUUACGGUAUUACGAAACAAAGGCGUGCUUACCGAAGAAAAAUUGGUCAAUGAUUUGAUGAAUGCUGCUGCGACUAACGAUGAAUUGAACACAUCGCGAAGAUCGUCGAAGAUGAGUGUUGAUGAAGUGAAAACGGUAAAAUUCGCUGCACCAGCACGAACAUCAACUCGAACUAAAGGAGGAACGAAUACUGCAGCUUGUUUAACAAGUGGACAACCAGAGGAAAUGAAUACGAUUUCAACAAUACGGACUCUUCUUCAUAAAAGUGAACAACCUGAAUCAGAUGAAAUCGUUGAAUCGGAUGCACCUGCUACUUUAGUGUCCAACACUCGUUCGACGAUAUCUCGUUCAUCAUCGCGUUCAUCACAAGGAAAACUGGCAAAUGCAAAACUAAAGAAUACUAAACGUGCAUCUGUUGAUAGUUCAGUAACUUCAACUACAAAACGUCAACCAUCUGGUCGAACCAAAACACGGGAUGAAAUUUAUGCAUUGUAUUGUACAUUCGGAGAAAAGAAACAUUCCAAUCAUGAUUUCAUUUCGAACAUCUUGAAUAUUCUCCGAGAAUCCAAUGAGGGCUUACUUACUCAUGCGGAAUUGUACUAUAGAGAGAAAGGUCCACGUCCAGUCACUCGUCCUCAGGCUCUGCGCGAAAGAUUCGAUGAAUAUGCGAAUACAAUGAUUGAUAAAUUAAAAGGUUACGAGGAGCAAUGUCGAACAUAUCACGAACAAUCAAUUAAUGAAUUUCGUGAAAUGCUGGAGUUAUUCGAACGGACAUCAUCGUUACUAGCUAAACUUGAACUCGAUGAACAAACCAAACAGGCGGAAAAUGUUCUCACUGGAACCAAGCGCAAGUUUGAUAUAAUCUGCGACGAGAAUUGUCAACAAAGUGAAAAAGAUAAAGCAAAGAAUUUCGAGCAACUUCGUCCAACACUUGGCCAUCCAGCACGAAAGAAUGAAUUACAAGAAAUCGAUAAUCAUGAAAAACAACGCGAAAAUGAACUUCAACAGCUAAUCAGUGACCUGCGCUCGAAAACGAUUAAAAGUAUUCAAACGGAUGCACAGACGACUAUUCAUACUUUAGCAACAAAUGCAGAACGGUUGUUGAUUAUGUUCGACGAUAUUUUAACUGCCGAUGAGAUUAUUAAAACAAAAUUGCCGGAACCGAAACAGCCGUUGAGCGAAUUAUUACGACGGCAACAAUCGGGAAGACCAUUGGAGAAUAGAGAACCGAAGCAAAUACUGGAGCGAAAGCAGGGCCAUUGGCCAGGUGUACCUUUACUUGACGAUCAAUUCAAUCGACCCACAGCAAUAGCAAAGAAACGUUCAACAGGAGCGAGUCAACGACAAAAGACAUCAGCUUCUAUUGUCACACAAAAGACAACUCUACCUCAGAUCGAAACCAUCACACAACGUGAUCUUGCCUAUCAGCGAUUCAAAGCGCUUUUGUUACAAACAACAUCUGACAUUGAAAAGCGUUGUUCUUUGAUAUUGAGUGAACUUGACCGAUACCGAGCACAUUGGGCUGCAUCCAUUGAAAAAUUACAACAACUACGAACAUGUUAA